CCGGCCAGCCGUGCCGGCAACCGCGCCAACGUUCGUCAUCAGUUCACGGGCCACUCUCGAACCGCGCGGUACUGUUCUUACUCUCGCCGCAGUCUCUCGCUGUGCGUCGGGCGCCACACGACGACGAAACACGUUCGCGAACGGGGUUUAUACGCUUACGCCGUUAUUACCUGUUAAUACGCGUUCGUUCGUAUUACAAUUUUUUUUUUCGAAGGUUCGAAAGUUCCGUCACGCCAACAAUAUAAAAAUAAUAAUAGUAAUAAUAGCAAUAGUUAUUAUCAUGACGUCUUGUUCGUUAUGACCGCGGAAUACGCCUUACGCGAUUACCUCUGAUCUACAUCAAUAAUAGUAUACAUUAUUAUUACAAUACUAGUAUUCCGUCGAAUACAACAAAAAUAAAAACUUUCAAUAUCGGUUUCCGUUUUAUUAGUAUUGUUGUUGUUAUUUUUUAUUUAUGAAAUUUGCGAUUGAUGUUGUGGUGUGUCGCUCUCUUGGGCCGUACCGAGAUUGUUGAUAUUUAGUACGACGAACGAAUACGCCGGCCAUAUUUGUCGGCAUGAAAACCGACAAAGACCGUGUCACAGGUGCUUGAUCGACAAUGAUAAGCGGUGUGCUGUUGAUGGUGGCUGUGAUAUCAGGCAUAGUGUGCGGCGAAACGCCGAGACCGUCGGGCGCUAGAGCCGCGUUCAAGGACGCCGGCCAGGCGGAGAGGCACUUGCUGGCCGCGCUGGGCAUGAAGCGCCGACCGGUGGUGGACAAGUCUAAAGUGGAGAUACCAGCCGCCAUGCUGGAGCUUUAUAGGAUGCAAAUGUCGUACGAAUUCGACACCACGGCCUUACCGUUGCCGGGACACCAUGUCAAGUCCGCGAAUACCGCCCGGACGUACUUACAUAGAGAGUCCGAACCGAAAAAGCCAAAGUGCCGCAAGUACAGGUUGCAGUUCGCAGUCGAUCCGUUGCCGGAGGGCGAAUGGCUGACCGCGGCCGAGCUGAGGCUUACGCCGUCGCGGCACCGGCCUGCUGGACAUCCAGGCCGCGUUCAAGUACUCGUGCACGACAUUGUGCAGCCGGGCGUCCGGGGUGUGUCGAAACCAGUGCUCCGGUUACUCGACUCACAGUACGUGGACCUGCCAGACGCGCUGACGAUGGCGGGACAUGACGAUGAGGUGUCAGUCACGCUGGACGUGACCCCUGCGCUGGAACGGUGGUCACAGCACGGCGGCCGGUGGUCAGCCGGCAAUCACGGGCUGCUCAUCGAGACACUCACCGACGGCGCUGACGUCCGAGCUCCGAUACCCGACACGUUUGAGUUGCGGGCCGCCGACAGGCCUGCGCUGCUCGUGUACUCGGACGACGGCAAGAAUAGCCGUCCCGUCGGCCCGCCGCGGCGGAAACGUUCGCCGGGAGCAGGCCAACAGCAACAGGGCAGGGGUGGUGGCAAGCGGCGGAAGGACGGCGGUGGUCGGGAUAUCUGUCAGAGGCAUCCGCUCUACGUGGAUUUCACCGACGUCGGUUGGGACGAUUGGAUCGUCGCGCCGCCCGGUUACGACGCAUACUACUGCCACGGUGACUGUCCGUUUCCGGUCGCCGAACACCUCAACUCCACCAACCACGCCAUCGUCCAGACAUUGGUCAACUCCAUGAACCCCACCGCCGUGCCCAAAGCGUGUUGUGUUCCCACUCAGUUGGCGUCCAUAUCUAUGCUGUACCUGGACGAGGACAACAAAGUGGUGCUCAAAAACUACCAGGACAUGCAAGUGCUCGGGUGCGGGUGCAGGUAGGCCUCGGCCUAGACCCAUCACACACUCACAUACACACACACACACACAUACACAAACAUACCCAUACACACAAACACAUAGCGUCGCCCAAAGAUAUUAUUAUUAUUAUUAUUAUUAUUACUAGUUAUUAUUAUUAAUAUAUAUAGGUAUAUAUUUACGUAUAUAUAUUAUUAUUAUUAUUAUUAUUAUUAUUAUUAUUACUAUUUUACUAUUGUGCAUUUCUCCAACGAGGUUGUUUGCCCGUUUAACGAAUUUUCUUUUUGAUAAAAAUGAUGUCUUUCGCGGAAUUUAUUGUUGUACGUGGUAGGGAGGUACUUAUAAAUUAUACCUUUUCGUCGACGACCAAUACCUACUGCAGAUGACGGGUUCAUAUAAAGACUGGUAACGAUCUUUAUAAUAUUAUGUGUUAUACGUACAGAAACACAUCGACGGUAUAUCCUCUUUAGACGGGUAUAAUAUGUUAUUACGUAAUAUCACAGUUAUAUUAAUUAUUAGGUAAUAUUAAGUAUAGUCUUCGACCACCACCACAUACAAACAUAGAACGAGAUCCCCAACAAAAUCGAUAAACAUUACUUACCUACUACCUAUAUCUACCUAAAUUUACGUAAUUUCAACGUUAAAACGGCUUAAGAUUAAUUUUAUUGGAUACAAUAUGUUGUAAACGUAGUAAUAAUAAUUGUGUAGUAUUAUAUUAUUAUGCCAACGUUAUGGACGUGACGAGAAUUUGUUAUUUAACAUAUAGGUACCGUUAACUUUUCCGUAAUAUAAUAUUAUUACGUUCAGUCGAAAUGGCAAACAAAUGUAUCUUUUCUGUUAUUUAGUUCUAAACGCGUAUUGCCAGAAUAAUAAAUUAAAACAUUACCGAAAUUCGUUAAAUUUGUGAUGAUGUCUCUUAUUAUGAUAUAGGUAUAUCUUGUUCAUCGAGUUUAGCAAUCGAUUUUUUUUGUUUUUAAUGUUGUCUGAGAUUGUCAUAUAUUUUCCCCGUCCCUUCGCAAUUGACCCCAUCGCAACCAAUGUAUUCGUUCACCGUAAAUUCAUCACCACACUUACCGAACCCAAAUUUAUAUGAUAUUAAAGUAUUGUGUCCCAUUUUUUUUUUUUUACUUAUUUAUUAUUUUAUAGCUUUUGUACGCCAACCAGUGAAUAUAGUAUAUUAUAUAAUAUAUUAUAUAUUGUUUUAAACAUCAUGCUCAUAUACUAGUCUUUUUAUUUAUAAAUUACGUAUUUUUCACCCCCAAAAUCAAAACCGACCAAAAUAUUACUUUACACAGUUGUUAUAUUAUAUAAUAUUAUAUAUUAUACCUGUAUUUUUGUUUGUUUAUUUAUUUUAUUAAAUUUUGACUUGCCUCAAUAUGUUACCAUAAUAUUAUUGUCCAUGUAGAUUUAGAUCCGUUUUUUUAUUUAUUGAGUUAUGAGUAAAAUAGAAUACAAUUAUUGAAGAAAAGAAAAAUUCCAAAAUGUCUAUUUCAUACUUCAUAAAGAGUAUCCUAUUUUUAUUUAAAUAUAUUAUAUUGUACAUAUAUUUUUGUAAAUAAUAAAUUUUUGUGUUAAAUGAAUCAUUUGCAGUUAGUUAUUUUGUAAAUUUAAAUGUUCCAUAUACCUUAUACACCUUUCACAAUUGAAAUGUAUAGUAUCAUUCUGUCACAAUUAUAUUUUGUGUGUCUUGAUAAAGAUUUUGUAUUAUGAUUAUAUGCAUAAUAUUAUACCAACAGAAAAAUUUUAUAAUUUUUAAUUUAUAUCUUAUGUCAUUUUAAUCAAUAUAAUAGAAUUAUAGAAAAUAGUUUAAAUUAAUAGUUAUGUACAUGUAAAUAAAAGUAUUUUUAAUCUUA
Messenger RNA from Acyrthosiphon pisum (pea aphid), 3609 nucleotides. Its product is annotated as protein decapentaplegic. Gene Ontology annotation, molecular function: cytokine activity; growth factor activity. Gene Ontology annotation, cellular component: extracellular region. NCBI's taxonomy places the organism in Eukaryota, Metazoa, Arthropoda, Insecta, Hemiptera, Aphididae. The coding region runs from base 599 to 1780 and encodes 393 amino acids. The transcript is spliced from 3 exons. The record is from RefSeq and is a predicted model, not a curated record.